UAACCCAGAAAGGGACCAAUCAGCAUUUCUUCAGAAUUAUUAAAAUUGGCUGAGUUCGGUUUUUCAACGUAGAGCUCCCAACAAUAAUAGAGCUAUGAAGCUUUUUCUGCUAGCGUCCAUUUUUGCGGUAGGUUAUGGUCAUAUUUGCCUCCUCAGCCCGCCCCAAAGAGGAAGCAUGUCGGGCAUUAAUACCCCUGGGGCAAAUGACUGCAUAUUGACCACCGCCCCGUGUGGAGGUCGCCAGCCUGGACGUGACGCCACCUUCUACGGUCGCGGGGAGAACAUCACCGUCACAUUCAUGAAGAAUCUGGACCAUUACAACAAAACUAACCCCGGGAAGUUCGUUAUUUCUCUGAGUGAGAGACAGACUGUUGCACCAAAGGUUUUGGCCACCGUUCCUGACGGUGGCGAACCUUCACUCCAUAUCUACACGGUGAAGGUCCUCGCACCUAUGGAACCACCUAACACUAUGCACUUCUUACAAGUGACAUACGAACCCAACAAUAACCAGGCUCCGAAAGCGUUUUAUCAGUGCGCGGACGUGGGAUUUGAGCCAAGAAAUUGAAUUAAUUAGAAGACUAGUAUUUUAUAUUUGUUGAAAGUGACACAUAUGCAUUUUGGUGAAUGGAUUAUAAACUGAAGUACUGUAAACAGAGAUAUCCUGGAAACCCUUAUCAUGCCAAUAUUGUUACCUUUACUUUGUAUUCAACUGAUACUACGAUAGUAAAUGAAUAUGUAGAAUCAUUGUGGUUUGUUAAUCAAGGUAAAGGGUAAUUGUAACUUUAUCU
Molecule: messenger RNA, 788 nt
Organism: Saccostrea cuccullata (small rock oyster)
Lineage: Eukaryota; Metazoa; Mollusca; Bivalvia; Ostreida; Ostreidae
Exons: 1
Coding region: 95-565 (156 amino acids)
Source: RefSeq, a predicted model, not a curated record